AUGGCUCACACAAAUGAAUCAAUGGUAUCUGAGUUUGUGCUUCUGGGACUCUCUAAUUCUUGGGAACUUCAGCUUUUCUUUUUUGCCAUCUUCUCAAUAGUGUAUGUGACAUCAGUUCUGGGCAACAUCAUGAUUAUUGUUAUUGUUUUCUCUGACUUCCAUUUGAACUCUCCUAUGUACUUCCUGCUCAGUAACCUUUCUUUCAUUGAUAUCUGCCAGUCUAACUUUGCCACCCCCAAGAUGCUUGUGGACUUUUUUGUGGAGCACAAAACUAUCUCCUUUGAGGGUUGCAUGGCCCAAAUAUUCCUUCUUCACAGUUUCGUUGGGAGUGAGAUGAUGUUGCUUGUAGCUAUGGCAUAUGACAGAUUUAUAGCCAUUUGUAAGCCUCUACACUAUAGCACAAUUAUGAAUCGAAGACUCUGCAUAAUUUUUGUGCUUAUUUCCUGGGCUGUGGGUAUUCUUCAUUCUGUGAGCCACUUGGCUUUUACUGUGGAUCUGCCGUUCUGUGGCCCCAAUGAGGUAGAUAGCUUUUUUUGUGACCUUCCCCUGGUGAUAGAGUUGGCUUGCAUGGAUACUUACGAGAUGGAAAUUAUGACCCUAACUAACAGUGGCCUGAUAUCACUGAGCUGUUUUCUGGCUUUAAUUAUUUCCUACACUGUCAUUCUGAUCACUGUCCAUCACCGUUCCUCCAGUGGAUCAUCCAAGGCACUUUCUACAUUAACUGCCCAUAUCACCGUGGUGAUUCUUUUCUUUGGGCCUUGCAUUUAUUUUUAUAUAUGGCCUUUUAGCAGACUUUCUCUGGAUAAGUUCCUUUCUGUGUUCUACACUGUUUGUACACCCCUGUUGAAUCCCAUCAUCUACUCUCUGAGAAAUGAAGAUGUUAAAUCAGCCAUGAGAAAAUUGAGAAACCAUCAUGUGAGCUUCUGGAAAAACUAG
This is a messenger RNA of Bubalus bubalis (water buffalo), 936 nucleotides long. RefSeq names its product olfactory receptor 4K1. Lineage: Eukaryota; Metazoa; Chordata; Mammalia; Artiodactyla; Bovidae. The coding region runs from base 1 to 936 and encodes 311 amino acids. Gene Ontology annotation, cellular component: membrane. The record is from RefSeq and is a predicted model, not a curated record. Gene Ontology annotation, molecular function: olfactory receptor activity; G protein-coupled receptor activity. Gene Ontology annotation, biological process: G protein-coupled receptor signaling pathway. The transcript has a single exon.